Durusdinium trenchii is the source of this 1999-nucleotide messenger RNA. The record is from the annotation of a GenBank genome assembly. NCBI's taxonomy places the organism in Eukaryota, Dinophyceae, Suessiales, Symbiodiniaceae.
AACUUGGGGCCGACCGGAAGAAGGCAGCCGGCGUCUUCCAUACUGAGUAUGACGGAGUCUAUGCCACCGAGGAGGUCAUUGAAGGUAAUGGCACCGACCAGGAGGAGAUCGACAACAUCGAGCACUACAUCAUGGAGCUCCAGGACGAAGGACCUUCCGAAGACACCGCCCUGAGCGAAUCCGAGGCGGCAGAGAUCCUCUCCACCUACCUUCAGCAGAAGAAGACCUACACACAGUCGAUCAAGGACAAGAAAACCAAGGAACUCGCCCGAGGCUAUGGAGCUGGUCGACGACCAAACUUCAGCGUGAAUCGGGGAGAUCGAGAUCGACCUCUACGACCUGGAUCCUACUCCGUAACGAUUGCCGAGCUGCAGAAGAGGACCCGCUGCCGACAAUGUGGUCAGAUCGGCCACUGGAAACGGGAUUGCAAGAACCCUCCCAUGAAACCAGGCAGCUCCUCAUCGAUGAGCGCGUCUCGAACAAAUGAGACACACCUUUUGGAAAGCACGCCCGAGGUGCAUUUUGUGGGCAGUCUGGAGAAGGAAGAGUUCAUCGACAAGAAUCUCUCCAGCCAUGGACCAACCAGCUCCUCGCCUUUUGAGAUGACAGGGACAAGAACACCUGAGCCGCUCAUCCUGAGGACUUCAAUCGAAGGCCAGCCGGACUGUACAGAUGUAAACACCGGCCAGAAGCGCAGCCGACAUGCUCCACCGGAGACUUCGAACCCGGAGGACAAGGCCGUGAAAGCCUGGACCCAAUUGACUCGUCGGCUACUGGUUGUGCUCAUGCCCCUGCAGUACCUGUUCGAGCAUCUCUUGGAGACCAUCAUGGGAGCACAGCCCCAACGCCGAGUUCUGACACGCCUGAUCGAGAACAUGUCCGACGAGGACCUCCACCACGUGACCAAGACGGCCAAGAACGAGAUGAAACGUCGUGUCGAGUUGUCGGACAAUUUCGUCAUGAUCAGCGACCCGGAACAACACUCGGACGGAUCCCAGAAGAAGGUUCCGAAGGCGACCUUGGUGAGAACCCAGCGCUGCGACCAGAUCGACAGCCUACCAUGCAUCGAGAUACUGACCGGACCUCGACCUCGCUGCCGAUGCGGCCUACAGGUGAAGAUUCACCUGAGUACGGAGACCGACCACGAGGAGGAGAUGUACUUCAGGUGCCCGAAAUAUCCGGGACAACAGUGCGGGUUCAAACAAUGGGUCCCAUGCCAGCCAUUGAAAGAUGUGACCAGCUGGAAAUACCGCCAACAACCAGGCGAGAAGCCCAAGUCCUAUGCAGAGGUGCUGGAGGGAAUGGUUCAGGACAUUUGUCCACACUCAUCAACGCACCGGAAGGGAUCCAACGCCUUCCUGACCAAGGUGACCUGCCGCUACUGCAACAAGGUGAUCCGGCAAGAAAAGAAGACUGUGGUCACGGAGACGGCUUCUCCCAGCAGUCCUUCAGAGGCACCACCUCGUCCGUCAACUCCAACGCCCACAUCACCUCAGGAAGGAAUGACCGAACCGGAGGACUACCAGGACUUCAUGGACUUCCUGCGCUGGCGCCGAAUGAAGGGCCCUUCAAGCCAGCAGACCAAUGCCAAUAUGGACUCCGUGGAGAAUCUGGCCAACCCCAAAGAAAACGGACUGGCUUUGCCACCAACAUCGAAAGUGUUCUACCUGACCCAACCUGGGAACUACAUGCUGAAGAACUUCAAGGUGACGAUGACCAAGGAGAACUUGAACCGGAAAGCGAUGAACGAACAAAUGCUCCACUUCCUCUCGAACGAGCUCAGCUUCAAUGAAUGUGUCGGAGUGGACGUGGUCUUCUUGCCAACCUUGGGCAAUCGCUCCAGACCAGUUGAGCAGGAUGGGACCUACAUCGACCCAGCUGCUGUGGAAGCACCUCAUCAAAGAGGCAUCACCGAAAGGCACCACAAGAGAACCUUCAUCAACCACCAGAAGCAGAAGAUCUACAAGAACCAGAUCAUGACGAACGACCUGCUGAAGAG